CAGGUAUGUGCAAAGGCAGGUAGAGAUCAUCCAAUAAAAAAACAAAUUUCAGGUUUCAUGUUCAGGUUAUUUACAAGCAUACGUGUAAAGUUUCAGACGAGCACGGCGAAAGAUUUCACCAGCAAAUUGCUCAGAUGGAGAAGCGCUAUAGUGGAAAAUGUGGACACCAAACAUGCUGGCGGACUACUGGACCAUUAAACUUGAAACUGGAGAAUAACAAGCGGAAAAAGACUACCAAAUGAAUUGUCUGAUUGUUUUGUUAUAUCGUAAGAAGUAUAUUUUCUAAAAAAGUG
Messenger RNA from Acanthoscelides obtectus, 293 nucleotides. Lineage: Eukaryota; Metazoa; Arthropoda; Insecta; Coleoptera; Chrysomelidae. The record is from the annotation of a GenBank genome assembly.